AUGGUCGGAUCAUCAACAAUCCGUAAUUACAAAGGAAUCAGCGGUGCUUCAAUCGUUUCCUUCUGCACCGACACUUCGAAGUACACUGUCAACUUUGAUUGGAAACAAAUUGAAACAACAGUGACUGACAAUGCCACCGUUGUAGAUCAAUGGGUUCAAGGCAUCAAUGAUCUAUAUCCAGCAAAUGAAUCCGUUAUCGUUGGCCUAAAUGUUGAACGGUCUGCAAGGAAGAACAGAUCCGCAACAUUGCAUCUUUGCGUUGAUUCGAAGUGCCUUAUCGUUCAACUUUUAUACAUUGGCGAAUUGCCUCUUUCUCUCAAGAACUUUUUCAUCAAACCUAAUUUCUUUUUUGUGGGCAUUUUGAUUGCUAAAAAUAUUUCUAGGAUUCAUGAUGAGUAUGGUGGUCUCAGUUCGGGUAGUGUUCAUGCCGAUAUUAAGGAACUUGCCAUUCAAAAAUGGCCUGACCGGUGGAAUCUGCUGGGUUUGGAGGAUCUAUGUAGCAGUGUGCUUGGUUUAAGUACGAAGAAGCCUAAGCUUGUGAGUUUGAGUAAUUGGGAUGUUAGAGUUUUGAGCGUUGAGCAAGUUGAGUAUGCAUGCAUUGGUGCCUAUGUUUCUUGGAAGGUUGGUUACAAGCUUCUCUGGGAUUGUUGA
Arachis duranensis is the source of this 651-nucleotide messenger RNA. RefSeq names its product 3'-5' exonuclease-like. The record is from RefSeq and is a predicted model, not a curated record. Gene Ontology annotation, cellular component: cytoplasm; nucleus. Gene Ontology annotation, biological process: nucleobase-containing compound metabolic process. The transcript has a single exon. Lineage: Eukaryota; Viridiplantae; Streptophyta; Magnoliopsida; Fabales; Fabaceae. Gene Ontology annotation, molecular function: nucleic acid binding; 3'-5' exonuclease activity. The coding region runs from base 1 to 651 and encodes 216 amino acids.